AUGCUGGUUGCUAGUCGCCGAGUGUAUCGCUGCUCGCGUGCUGUCGCCGUUGUUCGCUUUGAGAGCAGCAGUAGUCAUGCGCAGACGAAAAAGGUGAAGGUGCACAGCUCAAAUUUGCCCAGCGACGGACCGAGUCUGGGAGACUUCCUGCGCGAAUCGCAGACUAACGAGCACCAGCGAACAGCUGAGGCGGCGAGUGAGCCCAGCGAGAUGAACUUUCCAGUAGCACCAACCACCAUCGUUCGUGCCAUUCUGCUGGAAAGUGGCUACACCUCGGCGCCCGCAGCUGAUGCCGCUGAUGUAGUUCUGCUCAAUACCUGCGCCGUCCGCGAUAAUGCAGAAGCAAAAAUAUGGAACCGGCUCGAGUCGCUCCGACAAGUCAAGGCCAAGCUGCUGCGUUUACAGCACAAGAAGGUACAGACUGUCGGUGUUUUGGGCUGCAUGGCCGAACGACUCAAGAAGAAGCUGCUUGACUCAGACAAGAUGGUGGACCUCGUCGUAGGACCUGACGCCUAUCGUGACAUUCCUAAUCUGCUGCGCGUCGUGCUCGGCAGUGGAGAGGCCGCCGUCAAUGUGCAGCUCUCGCUGGACGAGACGUACGCAGACAUCGCACCUGUGCGCGCAGACCCACACAGUCCUUCAGCCUUCGUGUCAAUUAUGCGUGGCUGUAACAACAUGUGCUCGUAUUGCAUUGUGCCAUUCACACGGGGUCGCGAACGUAGUCGCGUUAUGAACUCGAUUGUUGACGAGGUGCGUGCUCUGAGCGACCAGGGCGUCAAGGAAGUCGUACUACUCGGUCAGAACGUCAACUCGUAUCAUGACAAGAAGUCAGAGGGCGCUGCGGAGAAGGGCCGCGGCUACGUUUCGUCUACCGGCUUCAGCAACAUGUUCCGCUCACGUGACGCACCUGGCUUCCGCUUCGCUGAUCUGCUGGAUAAAGUUUCGCGCGUUGAUCCAGAGAUGCGUCUGCGAUUUACGUCGCCACACCCAAAAGAUUUCCCGAACGAAGUGCUGGAUCUCGUGAACGAACGUCCAAACAUUUGUAAGCAGAUCCACAUGCCCGCUCAAAGUGGAAGCACCACAAUGCUGGAACGAAUGCGUCGUGGCUACUCACGUGAGGCCUACCUGGCGCUCGUGGACAACAUGCGAGCUCGUAUUCCGGGUGUGGCUAUUUCUUCGGAUUUUAUUGCUGGUUUCUGUGGCGAGACGGAGGAAGAACAUGCCGACACGAUCUCGUUGAUGCGCCAGGUGUGCUACGAUCAGGCGUUCAUGUUCGCGUAUUCCGUUCGUGCCCGUACUCACGCAGCACACCGCAUGGAAGAUGACGUUACUCAAGAAGAAAAGCUUCGUCGUCUGCGAGAGGUGAUUGACACUUUCAGCGAGGUAGUGACGCGCAAGAAUCACAUCGAGGACUCUGACCGCCUACACAUUGUGCUCGUUCAGGGUCCGAGCCGUCGCUCGACGGAUGACGACCCGAAGCUUACAGGUCUCACGGACACUAGCAAGCGUUGCGUGUUCUUCAAUCAGAAGAUGCCGGGUUCGCUGCGCGCCUUCACGAAACAGGCAGGCGAGGUGGCUUCCGAGUUUCUGCCUCUGCCCAGCGUUGCAUCCGAGAGCGUUCAUGCUGCUCCGGGCGACUACGUCCUGGUGCGCAUUCGUGAGGCGGGACGCCACACCCUACAUGCUACUCCAGUGGCUCGCACCACUCUACAGGAAGUCGCAGAGAUCGUACCUGCAGGACUGCUCGGUGCCCGACCGCACUCACUGGACGCACUUGAGCUAUAG
Messenger RNA from Phytophthora infestans T30-4, 1785 nucleotides. Its product is annotated as CDK5 regulatory subunit-associated protein 1. The record is from RefSeq and is a predicted model, not a curated record. Bases 1 to 1785 code for a protein of 594 amino acids. Gene Ontology annotation, cellular component: cytosol; mitochondrion. The transcript is spliced from 2 exons. NCBI's taxonomy places the organism in Eukaryota, Oomycota, Peronosporomycetes, Peronosporales, Peronosporaceae. Gene Ontology annotation, biological process: tRNA modification; negative regulation of cyclin-dependent protein serine/threonine kinase activity. Gene Ontology annotation, molecular function: tRNA-2-methylthio-N(6)-dimethylallyladenosine(37) synthase activity; 4 iron, 4 sulfur cluster binding.